This is a messenger RNA of Dreissena polymorpha, 9197 nucleotides long. RefSeq names its product probable phospholipid-transporting ATPase IIB. The coding region runs from base 45 to 3341 and encodes 1098 amino acids. Gene Ontology annotation, biological process: retrograde vesicle-mediated transport, Golgi to endoplasmic reticulum; phospholipid translocation; endocytosis. Gene Ontology annotation, molecular function: ATPase-coupled intramembrane lipid carrier activity; ATP binding; ATP hydrolysis activity. Lineage: Eukaryota; Metazoa; Mollusca; Bivalvia; Myida; Dreissenidae. The transcript has 26 exons. The record is from RefSeq and is a predicted model, not a curated record. Gene Ontology annotation, cellular component: plasma membrane; trans-Golgi network; endosome.
UUACUAAGCGACCCUAUCAAUGGAGGAAGAAAAUCAGAAAAUCGAUGCCAGCUCGAAGUUUUUUUAGUCCCAAAAGCGGAUACCGACGUGUCUCACAAAAAUCUCAUUCAUCAGAAGAUGACUCCCUAGAUGAAAUUCCCCUAAUGAUAAGCUCAGAUGAAGUAUAUAUUAUGGGUGAGAAUGAAUCUCUUGUUAAACCCAGACGACAACGGCCCAUUGGUCAAUCAAGGCUGGAGUAUUGGUGCUCAUCUAUAUUUUCAUCAUGUUGUCAGUGUUGUGUCAGGUGCUGUUGCAAAAAGAAGGAAUACAAGCCCCGGACUGUGCCUAUUGGGUUGACCAGACUGAGUGAAGAGAAAUAUCCAAAAAAUGUAGUGCGCAAUCAGAAGUACAGUGUGAUAACAUUCCUGCCAAAGGUGCUGUUUGAUCAGUUCAGGUUUUUCUUGAAUCUUUACUUCCUCAUAAUGUCAUCAUCACAGUUUAUUAAGGAAAUCAGAAUUGGCCACCUCUAUACCUACUGGGGCCCUUUGGGGUUUGUGUUGUUUGUGACAAUGUGCCGCGAGGCAGUCGAUGAUUUCCGGCGGUACAGACGGGACAAGGAGGCAAACUCUCAGCAGUUCAAGAUGCUGACCAACAGCGGCGUGGUGAGAGUUCCCAGCUCCAGCAUCAAAGUGGGGGACCUGGUCAUAGUGGAGAAGGACCAGAGAGUUCCUGCUGACAUGGUGCUGCUCCGUACAACAGAGAAGACUGGGUCCUGCUUCAUACGUACCGACCAGUUGGACGGGGAGACAGACUGGAAGCUGCGACUGGCAGUCCACGACUCACAAAGUCUCCUGUCUAACGCUGACCUGCUGGACAUCCAGGCAGAGGUUUAUGCAGAAGCUCCACAGAAGGACAUCCACAGUUUUGUUGGCACAUAUCGAAGGAAGGGGGAGACAGAUGCUGAGGAGCCGUUGAGCAUUGAGAACACACUGUGGGCAAAUACUGUUGUGGCCUCAGGCACUGCCCUGGGUGUGGUUGUCUACACAGGGGGCGAGAGCAGAAGUGUGAUGAACACCUCACAGCCACAGAGCAAGGUGGGACUGUUGGACCUGGAGAUCAAUACACUCACCAAGGUGUUGUUCUCUGCUGUCGUUGUCCUGGCUGUCGUCAUGAUGGUGCUCAAGGGCUGGGGUGGACCCUGGUACAGAUACCUGUUCAGAUUUGUUCUUCUGUUCUCCUACAUCAUACCUAUAAGCUUGCGUGUGAACCUGGACAUGGGUAAGGCCGUGUACUCGUGGCUGAUCACGCGAGACAAAGCCAUCGAGGGAACAGUGGUACGCAGCACUACCAUCCCUGAGGAGUUGGGGCGGAUCAGCUACCUGCUCACGGACAAGACUGGCACUCUCACGCAGAAUGAGAUGGUCUUCAAAAAGCUGCACCUGGGGACAGUUGCCUUCUCCCCUGAGACCAGUGACGAGGUGAUUGCCCACUUGAAGACAGCCUUCUCUCAGAGCCAGCUGUCUGGUAGCCAACAGUCGCGCCAGGCCACGCCAGUGCGGCGCACUGUGGUGACCCGUGUCCUGGAGGCCGUGCAGGCCCUGGCUCUGUGCCACAACGUGACCCCUGUGUAUGAGGACGGGGAGCGCACGGAGGAGAUGUCCGCACAGGCUGAGGCAGACCAGCAGAGCCAGCAACAGGUUGUCUACCAGGCCUCCAGUCCAGAUGAGGUGGCUCUGGUAUCCUGGACGGAGAGUGUAGGACUGACACUGGUGAAACGAGACAUAAACUCUAUGCAGUUGAGAGCUCCAAACGGGGCCACCUUGUCCUACACCAUAAUUCAGAUAUUUCCUUUUACAUCGGAGAGUAAGCGCAUGGGAAUCAUUCUUAAGGAGGAUGACUCAGGUGAGAUCGUGUUCUACCUUAAGGGGGCUGAUGUGGUGAUGCAGUCCAUUGUGCAGUACAACGACUGGCUAGAGGAGGAGUGUGGUAACCUAGCCAGGGAAGGUCUGCGGACGCUUGUUGUGGCGCGCAAAGUGCUGACAGAAGAACACUACCAGGAGUUUCAAUCCCGCUACCACCAGGCUAAGAUGUCAGUCCAGGAUAGGAAUCUCAAGGUGCAGGCAGUGGUGGAGAGCCUGGAGAGGGACAUGGAGCUGCUGUGUAUGACGGGUGUGGAGGACAGACUGCAGGACAAUGUGAGGCCCACGCUGGAGAUGCUACGCAAUGCUGGAAUCAAGAUCUGGAUGCUGACGGGAGACAAGCUGGAGACGGCAACCUGUAUAGCGAAAAGUUCCAAGCUGGUCUCACGCAGCCAGGACAUCUACACGUUCAAGAAGGUCACAGGUCGCACGGAGGCCCACCUGGAGCUGAACAACCUGCGACGUAAGCAGGACAACGCCCUUGUCAUUACAGGGGACAGUCUGCAGGUCUGUUUGGAGUACUAUGAACAUGAAUUUGUGGAGCUGGCCUGUCAGUGCCCCUGUGUGGUCGUGUGUCGCUGCUCCCCUACUCAGAAGGCCGACAUUGUCAAUCUGUUGAAGGUACACACAGGCAAACGGACAUGUGCAAUCGGGGAUGGAGGCAAUGAUGUCAGCAUGAUCCAGGCGGCACAUGCAGGCAUUGGCAUAGUGGGAAAGGAAGGCAAGCAGGCUUCCAUGGCAGCCGACUUCUCCAUAAAUCAGUUCAGCUACAUCGGUAGGCUGCUUAUGGUCCAUGGGCGAGACAGCUACAAGCGGUCGGCGGCCCUGGGUCAGUUCGUCAUCCAUCGGGGUCUCAUCAUCUCCACCAUGCAGGCAGUGUUCUGUUCCGUGUUCUACUUCGCCUCCAUCACUCUCUUCCCAGGGUUCCUCAUGGUUGGGUACUCCACUGUGUACACCACAUGGCCUGUGUUCUCACUAGUGCUGGACAAGGAUGUGAGUCCAGAGACGGCUCUCAUGUACCCUGAGCUCUAUAAGGAUCUAACCAAGGGCCGGUCACUAUCCUUCAAAUCUUUCUUUCUCUGGGUGCUUAUUAGCCUAUACCAAGGUGGUAUCAUCAUGUACGGAGCGUUCCUGCUGUUCGAGGAUGACUUCAUCCACGUGGUGGCCAUCACCUUCACCUCUCUCAUUCUCACGGAGCUCAUCAUGGUUGCCUUGACGAUACGCACCUGGCACUGGCUCAUGGUCAUCGCAGAGCUUGGCAGUCUGGUAGUCUAUAUCGCAUCUUUAGUCGUGCUACGAAAUUACUUCGACCCGAUCUUCCUGGGAACGUGGAGCUUCUUCUGGAAGUUCCUAGUGAUCACUGCAGUGAGCUGUAUCCCGCUGUACAUUGCAAAGUUCCUGCGCAAGAAGUUCUCGCCUCCUGUGUAUGCAAAGUUGACUUGAAAAGGAGCCCAUGGGAAGAAUUAUAGCAUGUGUGUGCAUUUGUGUGGUCUUACAGUUGUUGAAGAGAGUUCAGACACAUUUGAGACAUUGAUAAUGAUUGGUUUGGUUCUAAGAUAAUAUGAGUCUCGCACUGGGAAAACAGGUUUUAAUACAUGUGCAAAGUGUCGUCCCAGUCUGCACAGGCUAAUCAGGUAUGACACUUUAGUCCUGAACUGGUCCCAGUCUGCACAGGCUAAUCAGGUAUGACACUUUAGUCCUGAACUGGUCCCAGUCUGCACAGGCUAAUCAGGUAUGACACUUUAGUCCUGAACUGGAUUUGUGGUAAGAAGAGACUUCCUUUAAACAUAGAGAAUAAUAAGUAAGUGUUGAUUAUAGAUCAGGUUUAUCAUGCGAGGCUUAGAAAACAAAAAGCACGAGCCUUGGCGAGUGCUUUUUCGUUUUCGUGCCAAGCAUGAUAAACCUAAUCUAUAAUCAACACUAAUCUAUUAUUCUAUUUAUCUCACUUUUUAUUUUGUAAACCUUUUUAUUUAAACAAAAUUUGUUUGACUUGAUAAUUUCGCUGGAUUUAUGACAUCAUUUCGUCGAAAUAUUGACGUCAUUUCCUGCCGUUGAUUAUAGAUGAUAUUUAAUCUAUGGGGCUUUAAUCAACCGAAAUCGCUGUAAAAGUGGGAUAAAAAACAUUCCAUUAAAGUGGAAAGUGUUGUCCCUAAUUAGCUUGUGGAGUUGGUUUCAUAUUAUACCAUGCAACAAAUCUAGUUAAACGCUAUCUUAUACUUGCUAAAAACAUUUAUGAUGCAUAAACUUUUCAGAUACAUGUAACACUUUUUUCUGCUUGUGCAACUAGCUGUGUGCCAAAGUUAACAUCAUGUAGUUUAUCCAUUUUUGUUAUUUUGAUGGAAUAGAGGCUGUACAGAGAAUGGUUGUUUUCAUAACAUGCCAAAAAUCACUUCAAUCUACUGGUAAUAUGUAACCCUACUUUAAUGUACUUGUUUCCUGUGAUCCCUUGUUAUUUUAUUUAUAAUUACAUUUAUGUCAAUCCUGUUCUGUUAAGAAUCCUGUAUCACAUGGUUGAGAUUGUUCUUGUUUGUUGUAUCACUGUAUAUUUAUAUGUUUAUUUAUUAUACAUUUUUAUGCCCCCGGUAGGGUGGCAUAUAGCAGUUGAACUGUCCAUCAGUGUGUCAGUAUGUGUGUUAUGUCAGUCUGUCUGUCUGUCCGUCCGCAAACUUUAAUGGCCAUAACUUUUUCAAUAUUGAAGAUAGCAACUUGAUAUUUGGCAUGCUUGUGCAUCUCACGGAGCUGAACAUUUUGAGUGGUGAAAGGUGAAGGUCAAGGUCAUCCUUCAAGGUCAAAUGUCUAAUAUAUGGCGUAUGUCCGUCCGUCCAAAAACUUUAACAUUGGCCAUAACUUUUGCACUAUUGAAGAUAGCAACUUGAUAUAUGGCAUGCAUGUGUAUCUCACCGAUCUGAACAUUUUGAGUGGUGAAAGAUGAAGGUCAUCCUUGAAGGUCAAAUGUCAAAUAUAUGGCGUAUGUCUGUCCGAAAACUUAACAUUGGCCAUAACUUUUUCAAUAUUGAAGAUAGCAUCUUGAUAUUUGGCAUGCAUGUGUAUCUCAUGGAGCUGAACAUUUUGAGUGGUGAAAGGUGAAGGUCAUUGUCAUCCUUCAAGGUCAAAUAUAUGGCGUCUGUCCGUCUGAAAACUUUAACAUUGGCCAUAAUUUUUUCAAUAUUGAAGAUAGCAACUUGAUAUUUGGCAUGCAUGUGCAUCUCACGGAGCUGCACAUUUUGAGUGGUGAAAGGUGAAAAUUGAAGGUCAAGGUCAUCCUUCAAGGUCAAAUGUCAAAUUUAUGGCGUCUGUCCGUCCAAAAACUUUAAAAUUGGCUAUAACUUUUUCAAUAUUAAUGAUAGCAACUUGAUAUUUGGCAUGCAUGUGUAUCUCAUGAAGCUGCACAUUUUGAGUGGUGGAAGUUCAAGGUCAAGGUCAUCCUUCAAGGUCAAAGGUCAAUUAUUUUUUUAAAUUAAAAGCGGAGUUCUCGUGAAGCUGCACAUUUUGAGUGGUGGAAGUUCAAGGUUAAGGUCAUCCUUCAAGGUCAAAGGUCAAAAAAAAUAUAAAAUUCAAAGCGGCCCAAUAGGGGGCAUUGUGUUUCUGACGAUCACAUCUCUUGUUUCUAACCACUUCUUAUUAUUUAAUAUCGUAAUCCUUUUCAUUUGGGCAGAAAGAGAUAACUAUAUAAGGUACCAAUGUACUUCUUUGCCUCAAUAUUCUAUAUUUAUCUGUUUAUCUUUAUCCGCGCUCUGGCAAAACUGGACUUAAUUCAUUUGCAUAAAGUGUCGUCCCAAUAUAGUCUGUGUUGUCCGCACUGGGUAAUCAAGGAUGACACUUUCUGCCUAGACUGGAUUUUGGUUUAUAAGAGAUCCUUAAAUAAUCUCUAAAAGAAAUUGUGUGUUCCCUGAUGAACGCACAUGCAAUAAGCCCCCUUGCCCAAGAGCACUGCUCAUAACCAUGUGUAAUUGCACUCAGCAGUUGUCACAGUGCAGUGACCAUGAUUAAUAGACAGAUAGUCUAUUAAACCUUUGACAAGUGAGCAGCUCAGAGAAAAGAUUAUAGAUAGGAAAUUGUAUGGUGGAUCAAUACACUCAGAGGAAUACCGCAUGGAGGGGUCAGACAUUCCUUAACUAAGUAAACUUGGCCUUAUAAGCUCUACUAUGGUACUCUUAGCCCUUCACAAUGUGACUGCUAUGGUAUUGUUAGUCUGUCACCUCAACAGGGCUUAACUUCUGUUGUCAAGGCUUUGAGACUAGAAAGGACAAACUGCUAAUGUAUGUGCUUCAGGUUUUGCGAAUGAAAACCUCGCCUUUUUAGAACAAGGAUUAAAAUUAUUAUAUGUUUACCAUGUCUGCUAUAAUUUGUGGUUCUAUUGAUAUUUAGUUAUUAACCAGGUUUUUCGAAGAAAAAAACUGGUUAUUAGAUUGGCGAAUGUCGGCGGGCGGGCUGGCUGGAGGAACAAGCUUGUCCGGGCCAUAACUCUGUCGUUCAUUGUCAGAUUUUAAAAUCAUUUGGCACUUUUGUUCACCAUCAUUAGACGGUGUGUUGCGCAAAAGAAUUACGUCGAUAUCUCCAAGGUCAAGGUCACAAUUUGAGCUUGAAGGUCAAAAAUGGCCAUAAAUGAGCUUGUCCGGGCCAUAACUUUGUCGUUCAUUGUCAGAUUUUAAAAUUAUUUGACACAUUUCUUAACCAUCAUUAGACGGUGUGUCGCCUGAAAGAAUUAGGUCAAUAUCUCCAAGGUCAAGAUCACAAUUUGAGUUUGAAGGUCAAAAAUGGUCAUAAAUGAGCUUGUCCAGGCCAUUACUUUGUGAUUCAUUGAAAGAUUUUAAAAUCAUUUGGCACAUUUGUUCACCAUCAUUAGAUGUUGUGUCGUGCGAAAGAAUCACGUCGAUAUCUCCAAGGUCAAGGUCACCACAACUUAAAAUAGAUUGAUUUUGAAACAACUAUGUAACUAUGAACAAUCAGUAACAAUGCACAUUUUGAUUUUGAGUUGUCUCUCUUUAUCAGACUUUUUUUAUGCCUCCCUCAAAGAAGAGGGGGUAUAUUGUUUUGCACAUGUCGGUUGGUCCGUCGGUCCGUCCACCAGAUGGUUUCCGGAUGAUAACUCAAGAACGCCUAGGCCUAUGCUCAUUAAACUAAAUUGGUACAUUGAUCAUGACUGGCAGAUGACAUCUAUUGAUUUUCAGGUCACUAGGUCAAAGGUCAAGGUCACAGUGACUUGAAAUAGUAAAAUGGUUUCCAGAUGAUAACUCAAGAACGCUUAGGCCUAGGAUCAUGAAACUUCAUAGGUACAUUGAUCAUGACUGGCAGAUGACCCACAUCAAUUUUCAGGUCGCUAGGUCAAAGGUCAAGGUGACUCAAAACAGUAACAUUUUCCGGACUAAGGAAUAAUUAGGGGUAGGAUCAUGAAACUUCAUAGGUACAUUGAUCAUGACUGGCAGAUGACCCCUAUUGAUUUUCAGGUCACUAGGUCAAAGGUCAAGGUCACAGUGACUUGAAUAAGUAAAAUGGUUUCCGGAUGAUAACUCAAGAAUGCUUAAACCUAGGAUCAUGAAACUUCAUAGGCACAUUGAUCAUGACUGGCAGAUGACCCCUAAUGAUUUUCAGGUCACUAGGUCAAAGGUCAAGGUCACAGUGACUCGAAACAGUAAAAUGGUUUCCGGAUGAUAACUCAAGAAUGCUUACGCCUAGGAUUAUGAAACUUCAUAGGUACAUUGAUCAUGACUGGCAGAUGACCCCUAUUGAUUUUCAGGUCACUAGGUCAAAGGUCAAGGUCACAGUGACUUGAAACAGUAAAAUUUUCCGGAUGAUAAAUAAAGAAUAAUUAGGGGUAGGAUCAUGAAACUUCAUAGGUACAUUGAUCAUGACUGGCAGAUGACCCCUAUUGAUUUUCAGGUCACUAGGUCAAAGGUCAAGGUCACAGUGACAAAAAAAGUAUUCACACAAUGGAUUCCACAACAACUGACAGCCCAUAUGGGGGGCAUGCAUGUUAUACAAACAGCCCUCGUUUUCUAAUUGAAAUUAAUUUUACACAAGGGGGUUAACAGUACACAUUUUGAAUAGUCUCCCUUAAUCAGACUUUUUUUCAACUGAAAACCUGGUUUUGUGACAAUGUUGUCCCUUGUUUUGAUUGAUGAAAUGAAGUGCAGCUAAUACUGUUAAUAUAAAUUUCAUAUCACAGAUAAAAACCACUGGCAAAAAAUAUUUUAAUAAACAUUCCUUAAGUUGACUGUUAUGUUUCUAUGACUUACACUUUCCAGUGUUAUAUAAUCUCUGUGACUGGAACCGAUGUGUUCAAUAAUUGACCAGUCGCCAAAUUAUCGAUCUCUCCGCCCACAUAGUCACGUGGUCUAGUGAUUAGAAAACUUCGACAAGCAGAUCGCAAUGAUAGCUGGUAAGGCGAGUGAAAUACUAUAUUUGUAACGAUGUAUCAUGCUAUUUUCUACAAUAUAAAUUGUUAAAGCCGCACACAAAACUAAACUGCAUUGUAAAACUUAAAUACAAUCAUAAAUUCUUUAGAUAGAAAUGACUUAAACAAAAUAAUUGAGUAAAUGACAGACCAACUAUCCGAAACGUUUCAUAUACAUAUUAUAGGGAGUUGAAUAAAAAUCAGUUGUAAAAAUGAACAUUUAUUUCAUAUUGAUUUGGAACUUGUAUAAAACAGACUUACAGUGAAUCAGAUGGCUAUGUUUAUACAAUUUUUUUGAAAAUAUUUUUAUUAAACGCAAAUGACACAUCUACCGGUAUAUCAUUAUGCUUUUUGUUUCUUAAAAAUGUUUAGAUCUUUGUUUUAUUGUGUUAUUUUUAAAAAGACACAGAUUCUUUUUAUUUAGAUAUAAUUUAAAUUUUGAUUGUAACCAUAAUUAAAUAAAGGCUUAUUUCGUGGUUUCAUAAACAGAUAGUCUGAUAUGCAUUUUAUUUCAUGUAUUUUUAAUGGGAACCAGUUACAUUUCACCAUCGAAAAAUGAAAUGUUGGUAUUACGGUGCUGUUCACGAAGAUUCAAAUGGUAUAAAUUAAGCAUAUUAUGCAUUUGUUUAUUUAUAACAAGAUGGACCUUAUAUGUUCAUUGCAAUGUUCACAUUUUUCCCUGUAUCAAUAUAUGUUGUAUUAGAAAUGUUGUUGUUGUUGUAUUAUAUGCCGUACAUCUUACACCUGAAGUCGCUAGAGCUGGCUAAGCCGCGUUGAAAUCACCUUUUUGUUGUUUUUACUUUAGUUAAAACACUUUAUAAGUUUCCAAUUUAUAAUUAUUUCCCUUGUUAAUGAUCCACAAAAAUGAAUGUAUACUUGGAAAUUAUUAAAGUAAUAAAAUAGUU